Molecule: messenger RNA, 1501 nt
Organism: Mytilus californianus (California mussel)
Lineage: Eukaryota; Metazoa; Mollusca; Bivalvia; Mytilida; Mytilidae
Exons: 2
Coding region: 188-1501 (437 amino acids)
Source: RefSeq, a predicted model, not a curated record
GUCUUGAGUCAUUGAAACCAGAUCUGCAUGUGGAAGUUUUUCUUCUGAAAUAUUACAUCAUAGCAAUAACUUUUAUAAAUAAUUAUAAAUAGGAACAAGUCAUGUCAAUCGUUUUGUGUUCAUAUACAGUAUAAUAGGAACGACAUUACGUUACAGAAAUAUCAAUAGAAAACAACACUAGUCAAGUAUGGCAAGUUAUGGAAGAGUUGGCAUAUUUCUGGCUGUAGGAAACCGUAGUUUAUAUGGUGUCACAAGUAAACACGUCACAACACAAUCAACAGAUAUGGUAGUUUAUUUGAAAAAGACAAAUGGUGACCUAUUAAAUUUUGGGAAAGUAAAAGAAACUGGUUCAAUGAAUAUAUACCACGAUGUUAGCAUUGUUGAAAUUAACCCUGACAUUUGCCAUAAUUUAUACUCAACCACUGUGCGUGAGGAAUGGAACACAAAUAGUCAAUUAAAGAUGUGUAAUUUUGAUGAGUUAUAUGGUAAAUUUGUCCGAACAAAAGGUCUCAAUGAGACAGGCAUUGUUCAUUUUGCAGUUGCACAAGUUGCAACAGGACAAGAGCACAGAGAAAACGAUAUAAAUACAAACAUUCAUUUUCUAGUUAAACCAGUCAACGAUUGUCCAUUCAUUCAGCCAGGAGACAGUGGUAAUGUUAUUUCCAUUCAGAAUACAGAUGUUUGUUACAUGCAUGUUGGAUUAAUAAUAGGAAAAUUCGAAAAUAAAAUUACAGGUUCAGCACUUAAAACUGCAGAUGAAAAGUCAAAACAAUAUGUGUUAUGCUUGAAUUUAAAGCAUGCAUUCGAAACUUUAAAAGAUAUUACCCAUUUAGAGUUCAAAGUAGUAUUUCCAGCUUUUCGAAAUAAUGGUGUAUUUAUAGAAAAUGGAAUGAAAUUAUGGAUAAAGACUAGAACAGUAAACUACAUAUCAAGGAGAGACUUUAAUUUGGCUGAACACUUGAUAAAUCUUAUAUUUUGUAUUAAAGAAACGGUUUCUCAAAGACCCGGAAUGUUUUGGACAGAGAACACUUAUAUACUAAGAUUAAGUCAGUUUGUCAACUCAAGGAAUGAUUUAGAACCUAGUGGAUGUGAUACUGCAGAUCACAAAUGUUACUUACAUGCAAUAUUAGGAUGUGAUUUCUUAUUCUCCGAAAAGUACGAUUUAGCAGAACACCAACUGAAAGAAGCGACAACAAUGAUAGCAGCUACUUCCUCUCCCUAUCGACUUUUAUGUAAAAUUAUUACAUAUAGCACAUGGCUUCUGCUCAAGCAAAAGCAAUUAAAUGAAAUGAAAAAUAUCUUAUAUCAUGGAUUUCACUUUAUGCUCAGAUUCAAAGAACAUGACGUUCGUAUUCAUGAUUCCAUUGGAUAUUUAUAUUUUGACCUUUCGCGAUAUUUUAUUGCAACGGGAAAACCUCGAAAAGCAUUGCGAAUGGCGUACAAAUCAUUGGAACUUUUCGAAAGAUUUGAGAGAGGUGGAGGACAAUCUCUUGGAACGUAA